AUGCCAGAUUAUCCUGCACAGAUGUUGCCUUGUGCUGGAGACUCUCCUAUAGCCUCUGAUGGCAUCAACUCCAGUCCUUCUACAACCUCUGAGACGCCUCAGAUGAAGGACUGCAGCAGUGGAUUGAUUCUGCCAAAUGAUGCAAAGAGGCAUCCCAAGAUUGAGCACGAUGAGACUUUGUCGUGGCAGAUUGCGAUGGUGGUGCAGGGCAUCAUUUUACAAGCUCAGGGGCAGAAGACCGAAAUGGUCAUGAACCGACACCUGCUGCAAAGAAAGGUGCACCAGACCAUUUGUUUGCUUCGUGCUUGCCAUAUUUGCUCUAAUGAUAUCGUCCUAUGCUUCUGCUACGCCUGCUCUUAUGCCCGACGAGUUUUCCCGCACAUGGCUGGACUACUGGGCGAUACUGAGGCCGUGCACAUUUACAUUCUGCUGGCAUUCCUGGUGCAAAGCUUCCUUCUCGAUGAGACCUGCCCGCUACGCGAGUGGCACAGGCACAUUUUCCGGAAGUACUGUACCCCGAAGAAGAUGGACACAGCACUCUUCAGUGUUUUUUCGAUGCUCAACUUUCAGCUCCUGGUCUCCCAUGAAGACGAGGUUCUGUCUUUGAGUGUGAUGUCAGUUUCACAUAACUUCAGUCCUUGCAGCCCUUCCUUGUACCUUGCGAUUGGUGAAGUACUUGAGGCAGAUUUUGCAGAAGACCUCAUGAUUCGGCUGAGAGCCAUCAACUGGGAGUUGGCCUCCAGAGAGUUCUCAAGCAAGUACUCACCCGAGUCAGAAAAGACAGACGACUGUGAGUACUCAGCAGAAGUUAUGUGUCAAGAUCCAUGGCGGAAGCUGGUGCUCCCCAUAUGCGCUUUCCUCAUCCUGGUCGCCAUUGUGGUGGCUGUGGUACUAGCAGUGGCUCAUAACUCAGGAGGUGUGACUCCUUCGCCCCCUUCUCCUCCGCCCAUUUUCACUGGACCUUUGCGGGCUGUGGCGUAUGCUCCGUUGCCAUGCACUACCGGCUCCUGCAAAGACAAGUUGCCAAACAAUGAUGUGAUGCAGCUUGGCUACAAGGAGCAGUGGGGCAAAGAGGGCCGCAACGAUCUGGAUGUCAUCAAGAAGCUUGGAGGCAGUGCUAUCCGUCUUUACCAUUCCUUCGGGUAUGGGCCACGAACUGACCACGGCAGUUUUCUGGAUGCAGCUCACAGCAAUGGCUUGAGUGUUUUGCCGGGAGUUGAUUCGGAUUUGGCGAUUCACAACUGCACCGACUUUGAUUGCUAUGAGACGGUCAAGGAGGUGAUCAAGACUGGAUUUUCCGUGGGGUUUGCAAAGGGCAAAGAAUGGCACCCUGCAAUCCACACUGUGAUUCUUUUCAAUGAGCCUGACUUUUUUGGCAACGAUCCAAAAUGCCCCAAGAAGGCAUCUUGGUGCCGGGUGAAGGCGGCGAUCUCGGCACUGGAUGGUUUGCUGGCGGCAGAGAAGGAGGCGAACAUCAGCGCAGGCCGUGUAAACCUUACAACCACAUGGUCCUUUGCGGCUCUUGACUCUAUCGAUGGAAAGUGCAAAAACUGCCCGGGAUACUUCGGGUUCCAGGACAUGCUUGCAGUGAUCGAGAAUGCAUCAAUUGCCAAGUACAUUCCUCGUACCCCAGUCAAAGAAAUUGCAGAUGCCUUCAACAAAAGGUGGGUAAACGCUCUCAACGUGCAAGCCCCUUGGACCUUCGUGAAAGAGACCAUCACCAAGAACUACGGUCCUUUUGGAAACAGGCCCUGGUUUAUCGGCGAAUUUGGAGAUCUUGGGCAGACGCAAGACGUGCUGAAGAAUGACAUCCAGGCCAUGCAUGAGUUUGCCAACUCCAGCAGCUUGUUCCUGGGAACCACCGUCUUCCAGCCCCUGCGAUGCAAGCCACACGAGAACCAGUUCGAUCGUCGAUCCGAGACCGUUCGAUCGUCCAUCGGUGAGUUCUUCCUUGCCGCAAUUUGCUGCUGUCACGUCAUUGGUCCCAUGAUUUGUUUGAUGAGGGAAAGCCAGACGAAUGGCUUGCACGCUCAGAUGUUAGACUCCAACACGAGCAAUCCACAGGGCAUCAUUCGUGACGAGAUAGAUGCAGCUGCGAAGCGGGCGCAAGCUGGCCAGAACUGGCAGAAUGGAGUGUGCACACCUGGUCAUGGAGAAUGUGCUGCAAAAGGGCGACACGAGGAAGUACCUGAGGGCUUCAUCCCUGGGGACAAUCUUUUGGCCAUCGAUGCGGGCUGCGGGCCAGGCCUGUGGCUUCGCGGACUCAGCCGCCGCUUCUCUCAUGUGAUUGCUCUGGAUCAAUCCCAGAACUUGUUGGAAAAGGCAAAGGAGAAUCAAGCCGAGCUGCAAGACAAGCAUCAUCACGUCGAGAUCCGUCCCGCUGUGGACCUGGGUCAGCCCUGUUCCAAGACAGAGACGGAUGGGAAGGUCUUUUGUGGGCCGGAGGUGCCUGGAACCCGAGAGAAGGCGGAUUUGGUGGCGAGCUUCAACGUUUUGAUCUCCCCGAACAAAGAAGCAAGGGAGAACAUCCUCCGUCGAGAAGCUGAAAUGUUGCGUCCAGUGCCGAGCUCUACGCUGCUGUUGUUGGUGCCGAGCGCUGAGUCUUUCCGUGCAGUGCGGGCCCUCUACCAACAGCAAGGUGGAGCGGAGAGUGGGCUCGGCCAAUAUGUCGACUAUUUGUCGGAGCAUCCAGAAGAAGAAGCGCACAACGUUUUUCGGGUCUACGCACGCACCAAGCACUACACCGAGAAGGAGGCUUGUGACAUGGUGGAAAGAGUGGGCCUUUCCUGUGCAAAAGUCAUCAGCCAUCCAAUGCGGUGGAGAUAUGUUUUCCCCUUGGCAUCAGAUGAGGCAUUGGACCAGCUAGAGAAAAGUCAUCAGCCACAAGCGCACGAGUGGAUCGUAGUUGCGCAUCCCAAAGGUGAGCCUUGGCUCUCUCGUGCUGGGGCUGACUUCCUUUGA
Durusdinium trenchii is the source of this 2961-nucleotide messenger RNA. The record is from the annotation of a GenBank genome assembly. NCBI's taxonomy places the organism in Eukaryota, Dinophyceae, Suessiales, Symbiodiniaceae.